This is a messenger RNA of Colossoma macropomum (tambaqui), 2858 nucleotides long. RefSeq names its product cytohesin 1b (gene cyth1b). NCBI's taxonomy places the organism in Eukaryota, Metazoa, Chordata, Actinopteri, Characiformes, Serrasalmidae. Gene Ontology annotation, molecular function: guanyl-nucleotide exchange factor activity. The transcript has 13 exons. The record is from RefSeq and is a predicted model, not a curated record. The coding region runs from base 281 to 1456 and encodes 391 amino acids. Gene Ontology annotation, biological process: regulation of ARF protein signal transduction.
UACACUUUGAGAGACAGCAUUGAGAGCAGCUGUAGUAUUGCUUUACUGCGAGCACUGCUGGCUUCUGUACUGUCCUCCAGCAUCUGCUUCACCAUCAUCCUGCUCUCCUUGGGUCUGAGGAGCACUCGGCUCUUCUGUCACUUUCUCAAUGAGCUCGUGGGUCACUGAGGAUUACUGGAAGACACUGGGAGCUCUUUUUGGUGCUAAUGGGUUACAGAGGCUCAUCCUGAUCCUUUAAUCCAUCUGGCUAAUUGGACCAAAGGUUAUGAUACAAAAGUGAAUGCCGGAUGACCUGACCCCAGAGGAGAAGCAGGAGCUGGAGAACAUACGGCGGCGUAAACAGGAGCUGCUUGAGGAUAUCCAGCGGCUGAAGGAUGAGAUAGCAGAGGUGACGAAUGAGAUUGAGAACCUGGGAUCCACUGAAGAAAGGAAAAACAUGCAGAGGAAUAAACAGGUGGCCAUGGGCCGAAAGAAAUUCAACAUGGAUCCUAAAAAGGGGAUCCAAUUCCUCAUAGAGAAUGACCUACUGAAGAAUACCUGUGAGGACAUUGCUCAGUUCCUUUAUAAGGGUGAGGGCCUCAACAAGACAGCCAUUGGGGAUUAUCUAGGUGAAAGAGAUGAGUUCAAUAUUGAAGUACUUCAUGCCUUUGUGGAACUUCAUGAAUUCACAGACCUCAACCUGGUCCAGGCCCUAAGACAGUUCUUGUGGAGCUUCCGGUUACCAGGUGAAGCUCAGAAGAUAGAUCGCAUGAUGGAGGCUUUUGCCCAGCGUUACUGUCAGUGCAACCCUGGAGUCUUUCAGUCUACAGAUACCUGCUAUGUUCUUUCAUUUGCCAUCAUCAUGUUGAAUACCAGCCUGCACAACCCUAAUGUAAAGGACAAGCCUUCAGCAGAGCGCUUCAUUUCUAUGAACAGAGGCAUCAACGAUGGGGGAGACCUACCAGAGGACCUACUUAGGAACCUGUAUGAGAGUAUCAGGAAUGAGCCCUUUAAGAUACCAGAGGACGAUGGCAAUGACCUCACACACACGUUCUUUAACCCGGACCGUGAGGGUUGGCUUCUGAAACUAGGAGGUGGCAGAGUAAAAACGUGGAAAAGAAGGUGGUUCAUUUUGACUGACAAUUGUCUCUACUACUUUGAAUACACCACAGAUAAAGAACCAAGAGGGAUCAUUCCUCUGGAAAAUCUCAGCAUUAGAGAAGUAGAGGAUUCAAAGAAACCAAACUGUUUUGAGCUCUUCAUCCCAGACAAUAAGGAUCAAGUGAUCAAGGCCUGCAAGACUGAGGCAGAUGGGCGGGUGGUGGAGGGGAACCACACGUUUUACAGAAUCUCAGCACCAACCAUUGAGGAAAAAGAGGAGUGGAUCAACAGUAUCAAAGCUGCUAUCAGCAGAGACCCUUUCUAUGAAAUGCUCGCGGCCAGGAAGAAGAAGGUGUCAUCUAUAAAGAGGCCGUAGAUCUCUUACAGACUUUGGACCUCAUAUAUAUUUUCUUAAGGUUGAACAAAGAACAUUUAACUAUGGACCUGAAAACGGGCCUGUGGUUUGGGAAGUGGACAAUUUAAACCCAAAAGCCAUAAGCCUAAACUGGACAUUUCCUCCUCAGGAACGCCCUGGUAUUUUGAGAAUAAGUUAACCGCACUGAGAGUUUGUCUGAGCCAUAAGUCUGUUUUCAUGAAUUGUUCUCAUGAACAUGUUUAUCAGGACUCCUUCUGUGCUUCUGAUGUGAACGUGGAGCACAUGCACAAACAGAGCCUGAAUCAGGUGCACUUGGUGCAGCUGGCAGGUUAGUUUUACGGCACUGUACAACAGGGGAUUUUGAACGACAAACAUGUAAGAAAAUGCAUGUAAAAUAUGCUUGUUUACUCUGCAGUGAAUUGGAAAAAACUCAAAGCUGCUGUUGGGCACUAUUUUGUGGAUUCCUGUUUGGAGCUUUAAAAUAUAUAUAUCAUCUCAACUCAGCAGGUCUGACUGAAUGUGGCAUCUGUUUUAUAUCCUAGCUACGGAGAUAAACCUUCCUUUCAGUUUUCUUUGAUACAUGUAUAGAUGAAGGAAACGUACACUUAUUUUUACACAACCUCUGAGGUAUCUGAAAAACCUUUUCUGCAUUUCUGUAUUUUUCAGCUUCCAUAACUACAUUCAAGUGACUUUUGGCUUGCAGUACUUUUUGCUUUGAUUUUCUGCAGCUUUUUCAAACAAGAAUUAUUUUAUUUUUUGUUUUGGGGGAGACAUUUGCAUUUUCUCAUAUCUGCCAAAACAUUUUUGUUUGCCUGCAUUACAUUAUAGAUUUCUAUACCAGCUUGAUGAAAUAAGAACCUUGUAACAGCAGCCUGAUCCUUCCAUGUGGAUGUUGCAGUAGGCAUUGAAGGAACUAGCAUAUUUCUGUUUUUGUUUUAGUUUGUCAUGGUCCAUUUACAUACUUUGGAGCACAUCUUGUAGACUGGAAAUCUAAAAUGACUUUUGAUCUGAGAUGGAUGAAGAAAACCACUGAUUCAAAGUAUGUUUAUUUUCCCUAAGAUGUAUUAUAUGAAAUAAUGCUUUGUUGAAUUUUUGUUGAAUUUCUUAGCCAUGUUGUUGGUGUGGAUGUCGCUCAGUACAAGAUAUUUCAAUGUGUAAGCCAUAGUGUGUAUUUUUUUUUUUGUUCAAGUGCACUGAUAAAAGGCCAUGUUAAAAUACAAUUUAAUUUAUCAAUGCUGUAUAAAGAAUUUUUUUUGUCAGAAUGUGUGUUGGUUUGUAUGUUUGUAUAAAAGUAUGGGUUUGAGAGGAACGUUCAUUUGCUGUUGGAUUUUCACCAUUGCCAUGUAAUCUUGUGCUGAAAUAAAACUGGUACAUUGCAAAAAACCAAAACAAAACAGUUAAU